AUGAGCGCCGAUGUUGAUAGUCAAGGAAACAUUUCUGAAGUCCUGGUGCUGGACAGUGGACUGAGUCACCCACGUCUAACCACUGCCGUUUAUAACGGUGGUGACUCAGCUGGCGCCAUUGCAGCUCUGGCGGCAUCGCGUCUACGCAUUGAGCUCGCCAUUUUAGCUGCCAAAUUGGCAACUCGCCAAGCUGACGUCGACUCGUUGUUCCGUGCUAACGCCGAAUUGGCCCACACCAACGUACGUCUACAGAAUGAAAUCGAUGAAUACGAGGAGAAAAUAGAGUCAAAUAACGAUGGAGAUGCAACGCGGCAAGUAGAAGAAUUACAGACGGAAUUGUCACGAUCGCGAACUGCUGAAGCUUCGCUACGACAGCAGUUGGAGGAGCUUCGAACUCGCCUUCAAGAGGCUGAAGCAAAGUUGGAGGAGUAUGCGACUCGUUUUGAAGAAGAGCAACCGCAGCCGGCGAACGAGCAUGAGGAAGAAAUCAUGACAGAGGAACCGGCUAAAGUAUCACCCACAUCAAGUUUGGAGGAGGCUGUGAAGGAAACAGUUGACUUACGCGAUGAGGUCAUAAGGCUGGAGAGUGUAGAGAAAAUGCUCAACGAGAGAAUAAUGUGCCUUGAGGAUCAGCUGUUAGAGGGAGAAGAGCGUCUCCAAGAAAUGGAAGAGGAGCUCAUGGAUGAGAAGAAGAAGAUUCAAUCUUUGGAAGCAGAUAAGAACACGCUUACAAAUCAGCUGGAACAGAUU
Molecule: messenger RNA, 750 nt
Organism: Strongylus vulgaris
Lineage: Eukaryota; Metazoa; Nematoda; Chromadorea; Rhabditida; Strongylidae
Source: the annotation of a GenBank genome assembly